Aspergillus eucalypticola CBS 122712 is the source of this 626-nucleotide messenger RNA. RefSeq lists its product as uncharacterized. The record is from RefSeq and is a predicted model, not a curated record. The transcript has a single exon. NCBI's taxonomy places the organism in Eukaryota, Fungi, Ascomycota, Eurotiomycetes, Eurotiales, Aspergillaceae. Bases 97 to 309 code for a protein of 70 amino acids.
GAGCUUCUUCUUGGGGCGGAGCUGGUUGGUGUGACCACACUUCUUCUUGCGGCAGUUGGUGGCACGGGGGGGAAGGCGGGCCUAAUCGGGUUAUCAAUGUUAGUGGGGGAAUUUUCGCUAGCCGGGACUCAAAAGAGGGGCGGGAUCGAGUCGAGGGGUAAGGAAGUAGCAUGGAUGAAUGGAUGGACGUACGUAGCACUUGCGGCAGAUGGACUUCUCGCAGUUGUACUUGGAGGCAAGAGCCUUAAGGGAGGGCUCGAUGAUACCACCACGCAGACGGAGGACCAGGUGAAGGGUGGACUCCUAUAGUCGAGAAGAUAACCCGUCAGUCAAACUAUAUCCCGGUGGAUUGAUGUCGCGUUGAAUGCCGAUAGUCGUGAAACGUCCAUGAAUGCGACCGUGCCGAUGUUACUAUUCCCCCUCCUCAGAACCUAGUUGCGUGUUGUGUCGCCCCCCACCGACCCGAAUCGCAUCAUGUUCGUAACCGACUAUCCGAGCAGACGAAAUCGACGUAUAAGAUAUUUCGCGGAACCGGUUCAUUUCAUACCUUCUGGAUGUUGUAGUCGCUCAGGGUGCGGCCAUCCUCAAGCUGCUUACCAGCGAAGAUAAGACGCUGCUGAUCCGGG